AUGACGAUGCCCGAUGAGUUUGAUAUCAUUGUUUGCGGUGGUGGAAGCACUGGUUGUGUGAUUGCCGGCAGACUUGCAAACCUCGAUCACAAUCUUCAGGUUCUUCUCAUUGAAGCUGGAGAGAGCAAUCUCAACAACCCAUGGGUGUUCCGCCCAGGAGUCUACCCUAGGAACAUGAAAUUGGACAGCAAGACGGCAUCAUUCUACCAUUCCCGACCAUCAGAAUGGCUAGCCGGUCGCAGAGCUGUCGUCCCGUGCGCACAUAUUCUCGGCGGAGGCUCUUCCAUAAACUUCAUGAUGUAUACACGAGCGUCUGCUUCCGACUACGACGACUUCCAGGCCAAAGGGUGGUCUACAAAAGAGCUUAUUCCGCUGAUGAGGAAGAAUGAGACAUAUCAGCGGGCAUGCAAUAAUAGGGAUCUUCAUGGCUUUGAUGGACCCAUCAAAGUCUCGUUUGGGAACCAUACCUAUCCAAUCACUCAUGACUUCCUGCGUGCUGCCGAUUCUCAAGGAAUUCCCACGACUGAUGAUUUGCAAGAUCUUGUCACUGCCCACGGUGCAGAACACUGGCUCAAAUGGAUUAAUCGAGACACCGGUCGACGUAGCGACGCCGCACAUGCCUACGUUCACUCUACUAGAGCUGUGCAUUCAAACCUUCACCUCAUGUGCAACACAAAAGUGGACAAAAUUAUCAUCGAGAAUGGCCGAGCUGUCGGUGUACAGACUGUUCCAACAAAACCACUUCACCCAAAUCAACGUCCUCGUAUUUUCCGUGCACGAAAGCAGAUAGUCGUUUCAGGUGGUACACUCUCAUCGCCAUUAAUAUUGCAACGAAGUGGUGUCGGCGACCCAAAGAAAUUACAAAAGGCUGGUGUCAAACCUAUCAUCGACUUACCUGGCGUUGGUUUGAACUUCCAAGAUCAUUAUCUCACAUUUUCUGUCUAUCGCGCUAAACCAGGAACUGAGAGUUUUGACGACUUUGCAAGAGGUGUCCCUGAGGUCCAGAAAGCUGUUUUUGACGAAUGGAAUCUCAAGGGUACCGGACCACUUGCCACAAAUGGUAUUGAUGCGGGCGUUAAAAUCCGUCCAACCGAGGAGGAGUUGAAGGAGAUGGAGACUUGGCCAACGCCACACUUUAGGUCUGGUUGGGACAGUUAUUUUAAGAACAAAUCUGAUAAGCCAGUGAUGCAUUACUCGGUCAUUGCUGGUUGGUUCGGUGAUCAUAUGUUGAUGCCACCUGGAAACUUCUUCACGAUGUUCCACUUCCUCGAAUAUCCAUUCUCUCGUGGUGAAACUCAUAUCGUUUCUCCAGAUCCAUACGAGGCACCAGACUUCGAUGCUGGUUUCAUGAAUGAUGAGAGAGAUAUGGCACCAAUGGUUUGGGGAUACAUCAAAUCUCGUGAAACCGCUCGUCGCAUGGAUGCAUAUGCAGGAGAAGUACAGAACAUGCAUCCGUUCUACGCCUACGACUCACCAGUUCGAGCCAAAGAUAUGGACUUGCUAACCACCAACUCCUACGCUCUUCCAGGUAAUCUUACUGCUGGUAUUCAACAUGGUUCAUGGUCAAUGCCAGUAGAGUCAGGAAAACCACCACAAGUUUCCUACCUCAACAGCAACCAGCGAGACCUACAGAAAGACCUCAAAUACAGUAAGGAAGAUAUCAAACAUGUCGAGGAAUGGGUAAAGAGACAUGUAGAGACUACCUGGCAUUCCCUUGGCACAUGUUCCAUGGCACCCCGUGAAGGAAAUUCUAUCGUCAAGCACGGUGUUCUCGACGCACGCCUUAAUGUUCACGGCGUGAAGGGUCUCAAAGUCGCAGAUCUAUCCAUCUGUCCUGAUAACGUUGGGUGUAACACAUUUUCAACAGCUCUUCUCAUCGGUGAAAAGUCCUCCAUGCUCGUCGCUGAAGAUCUCGGCUAUAGUGGUAAGGUGCUCGAUAUGAGGGUGCCAAAUUAUCAUGCUCCUGGUGAAAUCAGUGCGAUUGCUACUUCUCGUCUUUGA
This is a messenger RNA of Sclerotinia borealis F-4128, 2001 nucleotides long. The record is from the annotation of a GenBank genome assembly. NCBI's taxonomy places the organism in Eukaryota, Fungi, Ascomycota, Leotiomycetes, Helotiales, Sclerotiniaceae.